Molecule: messenger RNA, 2323 nt
Organism: Otolemur garnettii (small-eared galago)
Lineage: Eukaryota; Metazoa; Chordata; Mammalia; Primates; Galagidae
Gene: WNT10B
Product: Wnt family member 10B
Exons: 5
Coding region: 422-1591 (389 amino acids)
Biological process (GO): multicellular organism development; cell fate commitment; neuron differentiation
Cellular component (GO): extracellular region
Molecular function (GO): frizzled binding; cytokine activity
Source: RefSeq, a predicted model, not a curated record
CUGGGAGGAGGGGGAGGCUGCGUUCCCCUGGUAAAGGAGGCGGGUGCGGGGUAGGGUGGGGAUGCCCGGGGCUCGGGGUGGGGCUGCAGUUCCAUCAGUCCUGCAGAGCCACCAAGCAGAGCCAGAGCCCCCAGUUCUUUGCUCACCCUCUCGAUAGCUCUCUCAUUCACUCCCUCCCUUCCUCCCCUCCUUCCUCCUGGCGGCGGCUGGGGCGGCAGCGACGCUGGAGAAGCAGCGAAGAGGAGUGGCCCGGCUCUGGAAGAAUGUGGCUCUGCCGAGGGGGCAGAACCUGACACAGUCUCCCCAGGUUUUAAGCAGUCCGAGCCAACCUAGGCAACGCAAGCGUGCUGGUCGCGGACCCCCGCACCUGGACAACUGGAGGUCCUGAUCGAUCUAACCACCGGAGCCUCCGGGCUUGGACAUGCUGGAGGAGCCCCGGCCGCCACCUCCGCCCUCGGGCCUCGCGGGUCUCCUGUUCCUGGCACUGUGCAGUCGGGCUCUCUGCAAUGAGAUUCUGGGUCUGAAAUUGCCCGGUGAACCGCCCCUGACGGCCAACACUGUGUGCUUGACGCUAUCUGGCCUCAGCAAGCGACAACUAGGCCUGUGCCUGCGGAGCCCCGACGUGACAGCGUCUGCGCUUCAGGGUCUGCACAUUGCGGUCCACGAGUGUCAGCACCAGCUGCGCGACCAGCGCUGGAACUGCUCAGCGCUCGAGGGCGGCGGCCGCCUGCCGCACCACAGCGCCAUCCUCAAGCGUGGUUUCCGUGAGAGUGCUUUUUCCUUCUCCAUGUUGGCUGCUGGGGUCAUGCAUGCGGUAGCCACGGCCUGCAGCCUGGGCAAGCUGGUGAGCUGCAGCUGCGGCUGGAAGGGCAGUGGUGAACAGGAUCGGCUGAGGGCCAAACUGCUGCAGUUGCAGGCACUGUCCCGAGGCAAAAGUUUCCCCCACUCCCUGCCCAGCCCUGGCCCUGGGUCAGGCCCCAGCCCUGGCCCCCAGGACACAUGGGAAUGGGGUGGCUGUAACCAUGACAUGGACUUUGGAGAGAAGUUCUCUCGGGAUUUCUUGGAUUCCAGGGAAGCUCCCCGGGACAUCCAGGCACGAAUGCGAAUCCACAACAACAGGGUGGGGCGCCAGGUGGUAACUGAAAACCUGAAGCGGAAAUGCAAGUGCCAUGGCACAUCAGGCAGCUGCCAGUUCAAGACAUGCUGGAGAGCAGCCCCAGAAUUCCGGACAGUGGGGGCUGCACUGAGGGAGCGGCUGGGCCGGGCCAUCUUCAUUGAUACCCACAACCGCAAUUCUGGAGCCUUCCAACCACGCCUGCGUCCCCGUCGUCUCUCAGGAGAGCUGGUGUACUUUGAGAAGUCUCCUGACUUCUGUGAGCGAGACCCCACCAUGGGCUCCCCAGGCACAAGGGGCCGGGCCUGCAACAAGACCAGCCACCUGUUGGAUGGCUGUGGCAGCCUGUGCUGUGGCCGUGGGCACAAUGUGCUCCGGCAGACCCGAGUUGAACGCUGCCAUUGCCGUUUCCACUGGUGCUGCUAUGUGCUGUGUGAUGAGUGCAAGGUCACAGAGUGGGUGAAUGUGUGUAAGUGAGAGUAAGCCUCACCUUGGGGCUGGGUAGGAGGGAUACCUUUUCAGCCCUUUGCUCUGAUUUCCAUCCAGGGCCAAUCUCGGUGCCUGGAGGCUCAAAAUAUCUACCUGGAAACAGCUUUGGGGGUGGUGGGAGUCAGGUGGACUCUCUGAAUGUGCAGCCUUCACCCCAAAGUUGGAGGGCCUUGGGGGAAAACUAACUCCUCUUCUGCUCCUUAAACACCUAAAUGGACUAAGAUGAAAUGCACUGUAUUGCUCCCCCUUCACAACUCCAGGGCCCCUUUAAUUUGAUCCCAUGCCCCUUUUAGCUAGGGAGUCCCUAUAGCCUGACCAUUCUUCUCCCUUGAGGAAUAACCCCAGGCGUUGUAUGGAGCCAUAGAUCUGUAUCUAGAAAGAGACCACCCAUUCCUAUUUGCUGUUCCCAAAUUCCUCUGCUGCAGCUUGGACUCCCUCUUGUGGGGUAAUGGGAAGCAGUGGUAGAGAGGUUUUUCUUGGGGGAAGGACAGAGUACUGGGGUGCACUAUCCUCUGAAUCCUCAGAGUUGUCUGUCUAGCCCGUUAGGGAAGUUGUUUUCUUUCAUUCACAUGUUAAAGGAGACCCUCUAAAGGAAGGGUUUUCCCUAGACUCUUAGGGCCUCUUUUUCCUCUUCAGCUGGAGGGAUGGGAAUAGAUAAUUUAUUGUACUGAGACUUGUUCUUGGUUCCUGUUUGAAACUAAAAUAAAUUAAGUUACUGGA